Molecule: messenger RNA, 950 nt
Organism: Pterocles gutturalis (yellow-throated sandgrouse)
Lineage: Eukaryota; Metazoa; Chordata; Aves; Pterocliformes; Pteroclidae
Gene: ZPBP2
Product: zona pellucida binding protein 2
Exons: 7
Biological process (GO): acrosome assembly; binding of sperm to zona pellucida
Cellular component (GO): zona pellucida receptor complex; extracellular region; acrosomal vesicle
Source: RefSeq, a predicted model, not a curated record
UGAGAGCCAUACCUAAUGAAGAGCAACUCUCUAUUGAUCAAAUACAAAGUAAUUAUGUUUAUGGCAAUAUCAAACAUGCAGUUAAUGUGUAUGUUAAGAUGUUUACAAAUAGCCCGUUUCUACUAUGUAUGGAUUUGGCUCAUUCUCAAGAAGUAGUAGUAGAUCCUAAGUAUUUGUGGGUUGGUCCAGAUGGAAGAAAUUUAGAAGGACAACUGCACGUGAAUCUUACAGAAACAGGAAAGCUGAUGGUGAUGAGUUUUAAGGAGUUUAUGUCUGGAGCCUACACUUGCACUCUUUCUCACAAAAUCCUAGAAACUACGACACGAGAAGAGAGAAAAGUGUUUGAGACAUAUAAAUUUAUGGUAUACGCAUACAGGGAAGCUGACCUCGCAUACCAGGUAUUUGUUCGCUUUACUACAGAGGAAUGCGAUUUGGCAGCAAACGACCAGUUCUUUGGGGAGCUAACGAAAAUCUUGAAUAACAUCAUCUCUGAUCUGACGUGCCAGAUCGUAGAGUCGUCCUACACAUGCCAUUCUGUCAAGAUGCCAAAACAAGGCCUCCUGCACCAACUCUUUGUUAGUUUUCAAGUCAAUCCUUUUGCACCAGGAUGGGAAGAAGCUUGCCAUGAGGUUCCUUACGAUUGCGAAGACUUGACAAAUGCGAGAGUUCACGAGGCAAGAGGUCGAAUUGGAGAGUUUUUCGACAAGCAGACGUAUGCCUUGAGGCACCAGUUCAAAACUCUUCCUAAAAUACACUACAUAGAGAACAGUUUCUCCGUUAUUCACAUUGACAGUUGUCGACCGGGUUUUGGGAAGAACGAUCUCACCCACAAGAACUGUGCCAGUUGCUGUGUGGUUUGCGAUCCCGGAACUUACAGUCCUAACAACGACGUGACCUGCCAGAUUUGUCCAAAGCCUCAAGUCAGAACGUACGGAGCAAGAUCUUGCUAA